AUGCCGGACGCGCUGACCCUCAUUAAGAACCGCACGGAGCCAAGGCUGGGACAGCUGGAGCACACGCUGCCGACAGAGGGGGGUGCGCGCCCCGCCUGGGUCAUUGGCGUCCUGGCCAGCGUGCUCAUCUUCACCACUGUGGUCGAUGUGCUGGGAAACCUGCUCGUCAUCAUCUCUGUGUUCAGGAAUCGCAAGCUCCGGAACUCCGGUAAUGUAUUUGUGGUGAGUUUGGCAUUCGCUGACCUGGUGGUGGCCUUCUAUCCGUACCCCUUGGUCCUCUACGCUCUCUUCCAUGACGGCUGGGCGCUAGGGAACACCCAGUGCAUGGUCAGUGGUUUCCUUAUGGGGCUGAGUGUCAUUGGCUCCAUCUUUAACAUCACUGGAAUCGCGGUGAACAGAUAUUGCUACAUUUGUCACUCCUUCUCCUACAGCCGCCUGUACAGCUACCGCAACACACUGCUGUUUGUGGCCUUAAUCUGGCUGCUCACCGUAGCCGCCAUAGUCCCUAACUUCUUUGUGGGGUCUUUGAAAUACGACCCCAGGGUGUAUUCUUGUACUUUUGCCCAGAAUGUAAGCAGCUCCUACACUGUGGCUGUGGUGGUGGUCCACUUCCUGGUGCCCAUUGGUGUGGUUACAUUUUGUUAUCUACGUAUCUGGGUGCUAGUAAUUCAGGUGAGGCGAAAGGUGAAGACAGAGGAGAGCCCUCGCCUUAGGCCUAGUGACAUGAGGAACUUCCUGACCAUGUUCGUGGUCUUUGUGUUGUUCGCCAUCUGUUGGGCUCCUCUGAACCUCAUCGGUUUAGCUGUGGCCAUAGACCCGGUCCGAGUGGUCCCACGGAUCCCAGAGUGGCUCUUUGUGGUCAGCUACUUCAUGGCCUACUUCAACAGCUGUCUCAAUGCAAUUAUCUAUGGCUUACUGAACAGAAAUUUCCGCAACGAGUAUAAGCGCAUUGUCACCUCGGUUUGGGUGACACGCCUCUUUGUGACCGAGACGUCCCGAGCCGCUACAGAUGGGAGGAGUAUGAAGAGUAAGCAGUCGCCCCAACCAGCACUAAACAACAACGAGUCUCUACGGGAACGCACAAACAAAGACUAAAGAUGUGUGCUUUACAUUGUGUUCAUGUUUUAUGCAUCACUUAAUAGUUGUGCGACAUGAAGAUUAUAAAAGGAGUAUGAAACUAAAAUGCAUGGUGCAGAUUUUAGUUAGUGAUAAUGGGAAUUUAAUAUAAGCUUAGAAUAUUUUAAGCAGGAAAUAUGUACUUUAAACAGAGAAACACAUCAUUGUCAUCUGUUUUAAUGAGUUAUAGGUUCAAAAAGGGUUUGCUAGUGCUCU
This is a messenger RNA of Periophthalmus magnuspinnatus, 1332 nucleotides long. RefSeq names its product melatonin receptor 1Bb (gene mtnr1bb). Gene Ontology annotation, biological process: G protein-coupled receptor signaling pathway. The coding region runs from base 1 to 1095 and encodes 364 amino acids. Gene Ontology annotation, cellular component: membrane. NCBI's taxonomy places the organism in Eukaryota, Metazoa, Chordata, Actinopteri, Gobiiformes, Gobiidae. The transcript has 4 exons. Gene Ontology annotation, molecular function: melatonin receptor activity. The record is from RefSeq and is a predicted model, not a curated record.